Molecule: messenger RNA, 2849 nt
Organism: Erpetoichthys calabaricus (reedfish)
Lineage: Eukaryota; Metazoa; Chordata; Cladistia; Polypteriformes; Polypteridae
Product: sodium- and chloride-dependent GABA transporter 2-like
Exons: 16
Coding region: 46-1866 (606 amino acids)
Biological process (GO): sodium ion transmembrane transport
Cellular component (GO): membrane
Source: RefSeq, a predicted model, not a curated record
GCAAGGGUCAAAGCAAGAGCUGAAAGAGGGCCAUCUGUUUUCUCCAUGCAGUGUACGAACAUGGAAAAUAAGCUAUCCAGCAAUACAUCAGAUGCAAUAUUGGGGACAGAGAUAAGAAAAGGAGAAGAACAAGAGUUGAAGGACAGAGAAAAAUGGAACAACAAAAUGGAAUUUAUGCUUUCAAUGGCAGGGGAAAUUAUUGGGCUUGGAAAUGUUUGGCGUUUUCCUUAUCUCUGUUAUAAAAAUGGAGGAGGUGCCUUCCUUAUCCCUUAUCUCAUCUUCCUAUUCUUUGCUGGCAUUCCGGUGUUUUUUCUGGAGACAGCUUUGGGCCAGUACACUAGUGAAGGUGGGGUUACAGCCUGGAGAAAAAUUUGUCCUAUUUUUGAAGGCAUUGGUUAUGCUGCACAAGUUAUUGUGGCCUUCCUGAACAUCUACUACAUCGUCAUUCUGGCCUGGGCUUUAUUCUAUCUGUUCAAUUCAUUCAAAACAACUCUGCCAUGGUCGACUUGCGAUAACUACUGGAACACAGAAACUUGUAUUCAGAAAUGGAAUAAUACAAAUGCAACAUUCAACGCCACGGCACCCGAGGUUGAAUUCUGGGAGAUCCGUGUUUUGGGCCAGUCACCAGGCAUUCAGCAUAUUGGACAUCUCCGGUGGGAGCUUGCACUCUGCCUUCUUUUGGCCUGGAUUGUGUGCUACUUCUGCAUCUGGAAAGGUGUCAAAUCUACUGGCAAGGUUGUUUACUUCACUGCUACAUUCCCUUAUGUCAUGUUGAUCAUACUGCUAGUGCGAGGCUUGACUCUUCCUGGAGCAAAGGAUGGAAUUAUGUUUUAUCUUUAUCCAGAUAUUUCAAAGCUCAGUGAUCCACAGGUGUGGCUGGAUGCAGGAACCCAGAUCUUUUUUUCUUAUGCUGUGUGCCAAGGCGCUCUAACUGCUCUGGGGAGCUACAACAAAUACAACAACAACUGCUAUAGGGACUGCCUGGCUUUAAGUCUUUUGAACAGUGGAACAAGCAUUGUGGCUGGAUUUGCUGUUUUCUCUGUCCUUGGUUUCAUGGCUCAUGAGCAGGAGAGGUCGAUCUCGGACAUAGCAGUUGCAGGUCCUGGACUGGCCUUCAUUGCCUACCCAAAAGCUAUGACAAUGCUGCCUCUUUCUCAGCUCUGGGCAUGUCUCUUCUUUCUCAUGAUAAUAUUUUUGGGUCUUGAUAGCCAGUUUGUUUGUGUCGAGAGUAUGGUGACCGCUAUCACAGACAUGUUCCCUAAGACGUUUCGUAAGGGUAAAUCUCGGGAGCUCCUCAUCCUAGGGAUAGCUGCUGUGUGCUUUCUACUUGGCUUGCUCCUAGUAACUGAGGGUGGCAUUUAUAUCCUUCGUCUGAUGGAUUCAUAUGGAGCGAGUGGUCUAUGUUUGUUGUUCAUUGCCUUCUUUGAAAAUGUCUGUGUUGGAUGGUUUUAUGGAGCUGAUCGUUUCUAUGACAACAUCAAGGAUAUGAUUGGUUACCAAAUUGGACCCCUGAUGAAAUAUUGCUGGCUGUUUGUUACACCUGCUAUCUGUGCCGUUACAUUCUUCUUCUACUUGUUUCAAAGUUUUGGUGCAGCCUCUUCUACAGUUCCAGUGUGGUCCAUUGCUCUUGGAUGGAUUUUUACCCUCUCCUCUGUGAUCUGUAUUCCUGCUUUUGUUGCAUAUGCUUUGGUGGCAACAAAGGAUUGGAAGAAACUGAUCAUUCCGUCAAGUGACCUUCGUCAGGUGUGUCCCCAGAGGCCACGGUUAACAGUCUGUGAUGUUGUUGUCGCUCAGGGAAACAGUCCAGUAGAAGCAGUGGAAGAGAAGGAAAUGAUGACGACGGAAAAAGAAACUCUUAGGCUAUAAAUACAGGGAUAUUUACAUUUUAUGUUCAUGACAUCCUAAGCAAGCAGCAACAACAUGCUUCAAAAGAGUGUUUUGCCUUUAUGUUGUUUUACCUCAUAAAAGAAAAGAAGGACAGAAAAAAGAAAAGUUAAAAGUAAGAAGACCACCUUUAGGGAAAAGAGAAAUUAUUUUUCAGGAGAAACAUUGAAGAAAGCCAGUGAUUUUGUACUCUCACAAACCAAUAAACCUAGUUUAUUUUUAUACAUUGAUUUUUUUGAACUGUGGAUGUAUACCUUUGAUAAAUAACAGGCAUUUAUACUGUGCCUGUGAAAACAAAGAAGGUGCUGGGUUUAGUAGCAUUAUUUUUUAUUACAUAUCAGCACUUGUUUAGAAUAUCUUUAUGAAUUAUUUUGAAAUAUUCAGUAUUAACCAAAAGUCGAAGAAUACAUGUUUUUUUUUUCUUUUUUUUGUUAAAUCAUUGCAAUGUGGAACAUAUUUAUAAUGAUUAACUUUCAUCUUCAUUUCCAAAAGGCAAAAGGACUUACUGUGUGGCUCAGGUACAUGUUGAAUUCAAAUCUAUUUUGAAGGACAAUAUUUUUUAAGCAUUUUCACAUUUUGAAUUUUAUUUUCUUGCUUUUAUAAAGCUGCCACACAGCUUCAGAGCUCUGGGUUGGAAUCCCAGCUCUAGAGGAUUGUCUAUGCAGAGUCCACAUGUUCUUGCCAUGUCUGCUUGAGUUUCCCUCAAAUUACUGUGGUUUUUAUCUUAAAGAUGACCAGGUAACAUACCCAUUACUGGUUUAUUAAAAUUUUACUAAGUAAAAAUAAAAUUUGUAUAUGAUUGGCUGAUGUACCAUAUGGGACUGUAGGGUAAAUGGCUUCUGGCCCUAUGCAAACUUGAAGUUGACAAUCACAAUUGGUGGAAGGAAGACACCAUGAACAUUAUUACAAACAUCAGCUUAUAGCAUAUCAUAAAUGAAAGAUAAAUAAAGAGCUUUUCUAAUUUA